AUGGUGGUGCUGGACGCGUCUUCCUUCCCCAUCCAAGGUCUGCCCGAUACGCCGUUUUCGACCUUUACCGUUAACAUCACGCCAUCUCUGUCCUCGUAUCACCUCUCUAGCAUCGCCAUAAUGAACCAGGAAGAAACCACUAAAGACUCAAGCACUUCGGCCAACCAAGGAUCGGAAUACAAGUCCGCACUGUCCUUCAUCCUGUCGUCCUUCGAUUCGGAGUCCGAAGAAGACGAGUUUAAAGCCAGGACGCGAGACUCCAUUAGCGAACCGACCAGAGCUAAAUGUAGACGCAGCGUCAAGUCGGCCUCGAUGUCCCCUAUGGCUACGACAGCAGUUUUGGCUUUCAAACCAGCAUCAAAGAAAGGCAGCAAAUUUUGCUCCAUUGAGGGUUGUAUGAGUCGUGCCAAGCACGCUAAACGCUGCUGGAAACAUGGUGGCUGGGUGCGCUGCAAGAUGCCGGGCUGUAACAACCGUGCCAAGUCCAAGGGUGUUUGUUGGUCACAUGGAGGAGGAACCGUGUGCUCUUUUGAAAGCUGCGAUACCAUCGCCGUGUCGAAUGGUUUUUGCUGGGCCCAUGGCGGCGGUAAGCGAUGCCAGGUGCCCAACUGCUCCAAGCCGGCGUAUGAGCGUACGCAGAACUACUGUCAGGCGCAUUAUGAGGAGAUUGAUGCUUCGACUGACUUCAAGAUGAAUGACAUGUAG
This is a messenger RNA of Peronospora belbahrii, 705 nucleotides long. The record is from the annotation of a GenBank genome assembly. Lineage: Eukaryota; Oomycota; Peronosporomycetes; Peronosporales; Peronosporaceae.